AUGUUGCGAAGAAAAUCCGUUAGCAAAGCGAGCGGAAAUGCCGGCUCGAUGGCGAAUGUUUUUUGCUUACAAGAUAUGCAAAGUCAACAUAAUGAAUUGAAUGGAGAGUUUCUGCUCUAUCAAGUGAUUCUCAAACGUUUACUAUCGGAAGGUUUGACCGAUCUUUCGAAAAAAGCCACACUUAUCGAGCAUUUUGAUCCUACCGAUGCAACAGAUCAACAGAUUAUGAAAGAGUUCGAUACAAGCUACGAUCCAAAGAAAGCCAUCUAUUGGUACACACGUGAAUCAUGUAUAUAUCGCUUGUUAAACAAAGCCUUACGGACACAAAGUAUUGGAGAUCUGAUUGCGUUUACACAAUUCAUUCGUGACCUAUACAAUCAAUUAGCCUAUGAACAAAUAACCUUCUUAAUUACAAGUCCAACCAUGUCCUUGACAGUGUAUCGUGGCCAGAUGAUCAGUGUUGACGAAGUGAAUCGAAUCAAGUAUGCUAAAGGUCAAUUAUUAUCGAUGAAUUCAUUUCUGUCGACAAGUACGAACCGUAAGCAAGCAUUAGAGUUCGCCAUGAGCGGAACAAAAUCAGAGACGUUAACGACAAUUCUAUUAGAAAUUAAACUUGAUUUACGACAAUCGAGUCGGCCGUAUGCUGAUGUGAAAAAUCUCAGUGCGUUUGCUAAGGAAGACGAAGUGCUGUUCAUGUUCGGUUGUGUUUUUCGUAUUGAUCAAAUUUGGUUUGAUAAAGAAUUGAAAAUUUGGCGAGCGAAUUUGACAUUAUGCGGCGAUGAAGACGGUGACUUAACCCGAUUUGAAGUCGAGCUGGAACGAGAGUUAGAAGGGAAGAAUAUGCUGGUAAGUCUCGGUCUUUACAUGAUGCAAAUGCAAAAAUUCGAUGAAGCUGAAGCUCAUUAUAAAAUGUUGUUAAAAGAGAAACUGAUCAAAGAAGAUUUCGAUUUGGCUACUUGCUAUCAUGGUCUCGCACAAGUUAACGAAAAGAAAGGAGAUUAUGAUGAUGCUCGAAGGCAUUUAGAUCUAGCAAUGAAUUAUUUAUCGAACGAUCCAAAAACCAAAGAGCACUUUCUUGUCGGACAAUGCCACAAUGAUUUAGGUUUAAUUCAUUCCCAUCAAGAAAAUUAUCCUCUCGCCUUUCAUCAUUACGAACAAGCGUUGAAGUUCGAGAAAAACAAUCAUUCGAUGACUUACGCCGGUCUAGCCAAACUGCAUUCCACCAUGGGAAAUUAUAAAAUCGCUUUGGAAUAUCAGUACAAGUGUUUACAGCAUCAGACGAAUACCACACGACCAUCGUUCAUUGCGAAUACAUACAUCGAAUUAGGAAAGAUCUUCACGGCAUUGAAACAAUUCGAAAAAGCGAAAAAUAUCUUCCAAAAAGCAAUCCAGACGCAACAAAAAGCUUUGUUCGCUGAUCAUCCAGAUUUAGGCUAUACUUACAUCGCAAUGGGACAGAUGUACUCCGAUUUUGACCAGGAAAGCAAAGCAUUCGAAUGUAUACAAAAAGCAUACGAUCUACAAGCGAAAUCUUUACCAAACAAUCAUUCGGAUUUCGCGGAGAGUUUCAAAAACUUUGGUUUUCUUUACCAAAAGAAAGGUGACUAUGAUCAAGCAUUGCACUACUUCAACAAAUUACUCGAAAAUCAAUUGAAAACAUUACUAUGGAAACAUCCGGCUGUCGGUGAAACGUAUUCGAUUCUUGGCAAAACUUAUUUAGCACAAAACAAUUACGAUCAAGCACUGGAUUAUUUGGAUAAACUUCUGAAAAAUCAACUGGAACGAUUAAACAUCGGUAAUCCAGCGAUCACAGAAACCUACAACACAAUUGCGAAUACAUAUUUGAAAAAAGACAACAUCGAAGAUGCCUUGGACUACUUUCAUAAAUCGCUGAAAAACGAUCUCGAACGGAAACUUCCAGAUGAUCCAUCAUUGAUCGAGCUCUACCGAACCAUCGCGAAUCUUCAUUUAAAACUCGAUGACUACCCAUUGGCAUUGAUUUAUUUCAAUCGACUAGUCGAUGCUCAAGCACGAGUGAAACCUGUGGAUGAAGAAGCAAUCGACAAAACAUAUGAAAUCAUCGGCAAAAUUUAUGCUCAAAACAAUUUUUUUGAAAAUUCUCUACUUUAUUUUGGAAACUCGUUGAUUACACAAAUGCAAGAUUCCUUAUCAAAUCGAGCUGACCUGUCCGACUCAUUCCGUAUGAUUGAAAGUGUUCAUUUCGAAAAACGACAUUUAGAUCAAGCUUUGCGUUAUUUUCAACAGUUGUUAAAGAUCGAAUCGGUCAAACUCCAAACGGGCGAUGCACAAUUCACUCAUUUACAUAAAAUUCUCGGAAAUAUCCUAUUAGAAAAGCAAAAUAUGGAAGAAGCAUUAGUCUCCUUUGAAAAUGUAAUGAACAAUGAAUUGAAGACCAAAUCGUCAACUGAUCCGAAACUAUACGAGAUUUACGAAGUGAUCAGCAAUAUCAACGUUGAAAUACAUAAUUACGAUCAAGCAUUGAUUUAUCUCAAGAAAUUGCUCAGUAGUCAACUAGAAAAAGUUCCGAGAAAUUAUCGUCGAUUGGCUGAUCUUUAUAAAUAUACUGCGAAUAUCUAUCUGGACAAAUUAAAUUAUCCUCAAGCAUUGAUCCAUUAUAAUCAUCUACUUGAUUGUCAAUUGAAAAUAGACGUCAAAGAAUUGAAUGCGACAUUAGCAAGUAUCGGGAAAGUUUUUUGUGAUUAUGAUCGAUUUGCUUCGACGAAGAAGUCGAAAUUAGGCUUCGUAACAACGAUAAAUCUCCUACCGAGAUCUCUUCGAAUCGCGUCUCUGACGGAGAGUUCGAUAGAACAACGUCAUUUCAACCGUCUGAUCGACUAUUUCGAAGAGCUCAUCACAAAAAAUAGUUCGCUAAGUGAUUCUUAUCAAAUACUCGCACAUGUCUACCUCGAAAUCCAAAGUUUCGACGAAGCGUUAAAAUUUUUUCGGAAAGCACUUCAUCUCGAAAUGAAAGUUCAACCACCAUCAAACGACACACUAAUCAUGAAAAUUUACAAAUUCAUCUGUGUAAUCUAUUUCGAACAACAUAAUCUCACUCAUUCCAUGAAAUAUCUUCAAAAAUUAUUGCACAAACUCUUAGACAGAACUCUCGUUCAAGACCCUUCGUUAGCUGACAUCUACCACCUCAUCGCCGUGAUUUAUUUCAAACAGAAGAACUUCUCACACGCGCUGCUUUACUUCAAUCUUCAAUUAGAUUCUCACGCACAAGCCAAGUCGAAUGAGAAAACCGCCAUCGAACGUGCUUAUUCAUACAUCAAAUCGAUCUAUUUAGCUUGCGAUUAUUUUCCAAAACCUACACUACGAUCGUUAUCAGUAGCAUCAAUAAAACUGAUCGAAGGCAAAUAUUUCGAUCAGCGACAUCGCGAUCAGUCUAUCGAGUAUUUCCAUCAAAUACUCAAGAAACAAUUGAAAACAUUAUCCACUGGUGAUUCCUUACUGUCGGAAAGUUACAAUGUUAUUGCGAAUAUAAAUCUCUCUCAACGAAACUAUAACCAAGCGUUGCUUUUUUAUUAUAAAUUAUUAGCGAAUGAGUCCGAAGAGAAAACGUUCAAGGAUCUUUCGUUGGCAGAUAUUUACAAAAACAUGGCAUAUAUUUAUUUUGAUAUGGAAAUCUAUGACGAAGCGUUACUGUUCUUCAAUCGUCUAAUCCAUUGCCGAAUAGAAACUUCAGAUUUGCCAAUCGAUGAGAUCUACGCAUUGAUAGGAAAGAUCUAUUUGACGAAGCAUAUCUCUUUUCCGACGGGUACGGUGUCGACCGCCGAGCGUUGGAAGCAAUUGAUUCAAACACAAACCGAAGCCGAACGAAAACCACUGAAUAGUCUUUAUGAAAUUCUACAUAAUAAACCGUUCAAAUCCUAUUACCAAGAUCGAGCAUUGGAUCAUUUUCUGAAAUUACUUCGUUCACGAACUGAUGACAAAACAUCAACGACGGCCGAUAUGAUUUAUUUGAUUAUUGCAAAUAUUCAUUAUGAAAAACGUGAUUACAAUCAAGCGCUAUAUUAUUUCAGUAAAUCAAUCGAAGCGAGUACAUCGAGAGAUUCUUCAUUGGCAGAUAUUUAUACAGCGACAGCGAAAAUUCAUUUUCAGAAGGGUCAUUUCAAUCAAGCAAUAGCUGACUAUCGAUUAGCGUUAACAUACUACAAAAAAGAUUCUUCGGCAGCAUCACAUAAAAUCGAACAAGUCAAACGAUAUAUAAACGAAAGUAUUUUACAGCUGGAGAAUUAG
Messenger RNA from Adineta ricciae, 4263 nucleotides. Lineage: Eukaryota; Metazoa; Rotifera; Eurotatoria; Adinetida; Adinetidae. The record is from the annotation of a GenBank genome assembly.